AUGUGGCAAAGCAUCGGUCUGACCUUGCUGGUGAUAGUGGCCACCCUGGCCUGCGUGCUGCUCUUCAUGCUGUGCGGCUGGUACGUGGUCUGGCAAUUGUUUUUGUCUAAAUUCAAAUUCCUGAGAGAAUUGAUAGGUGAUACGGGGUCCCAACAGGGAGACAACGAGACUUCAGAGACUGAAGCUGAACAGGAAACUCCACCCUCGCCUCACAGAGCAAAAUCUGCUCGACAGCGACGGGCACCUACAGAAGACACAACCUAA
Indicator indicator is the source of this 264-nucleotide messenger RNA. RefSeq names its product small integral membrane protein 13 (gene SMIM13). NCBI's taxonomy places the organism in Eukaryota, Metazoa, Chordata, Aves, Piciformes, Indicatoridae. The record is from RefSeq and is a predicted model, not a curated record. The transcript has 2 exons. The coding region runs from base 1 to 264 and encodes 87 amino acids.